Messenger RNA from Xyrauchen texanus (razorback sucker), 3592 nucleotides. RefSeq names its product B-cell lymphoma/leukemia 11A-like. Gene Ontology annotation, cellular component: nucleus. NCBI's taxonomy places the organism in Eukaryota, Metazoa, Chordata, Actinopteri, Cypriniformes, Catostomidae. Gene Ontology annotation, biological process: positive regulation of transcription by RNA polymerase II. The transcript has 3 exons. The record is from RefSeq and is a predicted model, not a curated record. Bases 336 to 2255 code for a protein of 639 amino acids. Gene Ontology annotation, molecular function: DNA-binding transcription factor activity; RNA polymerase II cis-regulatory region sequence-specific DNA binding.
GCUGCGCGCCAUCAAAGCGACUAUUUAACAUAAUUCCUCCAAUACGGCUGAGAGAUAAAGAGAAUAGAGUUGGGAUAAUUUGCAGUGGCACUGAUGCCGUUGUCUAAGUACAGCACGGUUCUUUAAUGAGGUCAAUGAUAAGAGAAAGAGUGCUGAAGACGCUGAGGAUGAUGUGGGCCGGGCUGGAGGCGUUGCUCAUGCCCUCCUCCUUCUGUAGGGCCAGCAGACUGUGAACUUGAACAAACGGGUACAGCAUUGACGACUGUCAAGUCACACAUACUGCUGUUCUAUGAGAUUUAUUGUGCCAGUUUAGUUUCAGGGGAUCAUCACUCACGAUGUCCAGACGCAAACUCGGCAGUAGACCGCAACACCUGAGUGCAAUGCAAGAUUUUGUGGAUGCUCUGGAUUCUACAGUUGUUCCCACCUCCUCACCAUCACCUGAGCGAAUGCCUCAGCCUGAGGUUGGUGGUCGUGACCUGUUGACCUGUGGCCAGUGUGGUCAUGCAUUCCCGCUGGCCCACAUCCUUACCUUCAUCCAGCACAAACAGGGUGGAUGUGGCAGUGCCAGGGCCUGGCCUGAGGGCCAAACCCCUCCCUCUCCAGCUAAUAGAACGCUCCGAUGCGGCCAGGAAACGCAGGUGGAGGUGGGUUAUGUGGAGCUCCGACGGAUGACGGACAAGAGAUGGAAGGAAGAGCCAGAUGUGAGGGUGGAGGCUAACAGAUCUGAGGAACCAUCUAUUUUCACGUGCCAGGUGUGUCAGUGUGUAUUCUCCAGUGCAUGGGCUCUCCUCCAGCAUGCUCAGAACACACAUUCUCUCAACAUCUACCAAGUGGAGUACAACAGUUAUGCACAGAUGUCAAAACCAGCAGCCAUGAUGGAUCCACGUCACCUGGGUGCCACACUGGCCUCUGCAUUCCAACCGUCAUCUCAGCGGUCAGCCCGCCCUCACAGCUCCACCCCUUCAUCAGGCACUCAGGACCUGCAUGGGCUGAACUUUUCCAUGUGUUUGCAGCACCUGGCAGAGGUCAGCUGUGGUAAUGGAGGAGUGGUACCCUCUCCAUCUCCCUCUCCACCAGCUGCUUCGCCAUUUCCACACUCCACUCCACCACGCCACUUCUCCUGUGAGGUGUGCAGCCAUUGCUUCCAGUCUCUGCGCAGCCUGUCUGCCCACCGUCGGACUCACGCUUGUGAUAGGCCCUACCAUUGUGGCCUUUGCCAGCUCACUUUUGCCCAGAGCGGGGAACUAGCACGUCACAUGAGGAGCCACCACCGCCAUGCUGGACAGGAAAUGUCUAAUCCCAAUCCUGCCAGUACAGAUGAGGACAGAAAGCUUUCUGGACAGGGAGAUAAUAAUAUUGCCAGUGGUGCAGGGUAUCCAGUAGCUGGCACGGGUGCAGAAAAGAACCCAGGAGGUAGCAGCCUGAUCUUGAUGUCCUCGCAGUCCAGGGUACCAGAUCGUAAUCCGCUUCGGUACUGCCAGCCUCAGAGAGAUGCAGAUGAAGAAGGUCCUGUUGAACCUCAGCAGCCAUCUCCCUAUGGUAGCCCCUCGGAGGGCUCUCUGGAGAGUGGCGAUACAGGUGGAAGUGGGGAAAGUGGGAUUGCCAGCGGCAACUGCACACCAAAGCGUCCAGAGCGAGAAGAUCGUCCUCAAGGCGAGUGGGAAAAUGAAAGAGAGAUGGAGGCUGUGGGAAUGAUCCAGGACUGGCAACAGGAGAACGAAAGGAAACCCAUCACCACUGGAGGGGUUAAGAAGAAGAAAGAAGAAGCCUGUGAAUUUUGUGGAAAGUGUUUCCGUAACAGCAGCAACCUGACAGUGCACCGACGCAGCCACACAGGCGAGAGGCCAUACCGCUGUGGCCUUUGCAGCUAUGCUUGUGCGCAGAGCAGUAAGCUAACACGGCACAUGAAGACACAUGGUGCACGUGGGACACGUGCUGCCUUUCAGUGCCAGUUGUGUUCCGUCCCCUUUACUGUUUAUGCGACACUGGAGAAACACCUGAAGAAGGUCCAUGGACUCACCCACGCUAGUGCUGGGGCCUACAGCCAAAUAGCUGAUUACACAGUCAGAAUGGAGGAUGACUCCAUUUGUGAUCAAUCUGCGAUUCCAAUCACAACCCUCACAGAAUCCAAUGUGGACAUAUCAGAGAAGCUGCAAGAGAAGGACUCUGAGAUGAGGGUCAGUGGUGAUCUUGAUGAGCUACCUACCUCUGAAGAAACGGGCAGUACUGCAAUGCUGGGUCAAACCACAGUAUAAAAAUAGCAACACUUCUGCACGACACUCUGAUCAUGACCAAAACCACCAAGCAUGAAGAUCUUCAGCCCACGGCUCAGUAUGUGCAUUCUGAGAACCGCAUUGAAGACCUCACCUGCCUUUACCGUGGUACUUAGCCGUGGUACUUGGGCACAUGGCAAAUACUGACCAAGAUUCAUAUCAGUACAUGUGUAAGUGCCUAUAAAUAUGACUGUUAUAUCCUGACAUUUAAAUAUUUUGAGGAUUUCUGAACAUGAGUGAAGCCCAGUCACUGUUGUCAAGACUGCAAUCAGCACUUCCUCCUACAGUAGGAACCCAGAACUUUAUUGCGGCUAGUAGAACAGGUCAAGAGUAGCCAAUAUGGAGAUGUUGCUAGGUUCUAAAAGACUAACUUUUAGGAAUAUUACCAAUACUGAGUGGCAAUUACCUGCAGGUGAUCUGUCUUUAUGAUUUUUUUUUUAUUGAAUUCUAAAAUACAAUUACUGAAAUGGACACUUUGUGUUUACUGUUGUGGUAGUCUACUGCAGGUCCUUAAAGGUUCACGUUUUAUAAAAUUUGGUGUAUAACAAAUGCAUACUGUCAAAUGGGGUGGGUGGCAUGUGGUAGGUCUAUGUCAGAUGUACAGUACAUCUUGCACAAAUGACAAUAGACACUGAAAUACAGAUGUGUGCUGUUGUUUCAACAUAGAGAAACCUUUGUUUUCCCAGCUCUCUCUGAUGAGGUUUUAUUCAUUUUGUGCUCUUUUUGUUACAGUUUAAUAUAUAAUAUUGAAUCCGUCUGUGGCGAUAUAUGUUCACUGUCAUAAAAUAGCAUUUUGUUUGCCCGUUAGUUUAGCGUGUGUGUGUACACGUUUAUACAGAUAUUUUUCUACAUAUGCCACAGAUUUUCACAUAUUGGUUCUAUAGCCACUCUUUGCAAAAACUCAUAUAUAUAAAAACCAUCUUUUUAUGAAAGUUUCAUUUUGUUGUAUAUUGUAAGCCUGUUUAGUCUGUUUAUACAUUUGUUGAAUUUUGUACUGCCCAAGCACAUACAAAUUAUAUGAAAAGUGUUUUUUUUUUUUUUGUUUCUCAAUGUCACUGUAUGUUUCAUGGUUGUGCAAAUGAAAAGUCUCAUUUCUCAUGAAAGACUGGGUGGGGAAACUACAGCACUGACCUGUUGAAAAGUGGACUCGCAAAGAGCGUGCGUGUGAGAGAGAGACCAGAUACACGAUAAAUAUAUACAGGGAAAAUUUGCUUUGUUACAAGUUUUUAUGGUUAUUGUUGUCUGUACUCUGGCAGGGAACUGUUAUGUUUUGGCCUCUUUGUGUAAAAUAUAUAUAUAUAUAUAUAUAUAUAUAUUUU